Molecule: messenger RNA, 2955 nt
Organism: Clupea harengus (Atlantic herring)
Lineage: Eukaryota; Metazoa; Chordata; Actinopteri; Clupeiformes; Clupeidae
Exons: 6
Coding region: 743-1420 (225 amino acids)
Source: RefSeq, a predicted model, not a curated record
CCACCCAAAGGCUGUUGCACUGCCACUGACUGCAAAGCCAGUAGAGUCCAUGGAUCUCAUGGUCUGAUUGAGGACCAUUGAAAAAUGUCGGUGUAUGGUGUGAUGAAAUCAACUGAGGCGAUCGCGUGACUCGAUGACGAUGGGGAAGGUAUAGCACCUGCCAGUGACGCUUCCUGUUUGCAGCAUGAAAAAAGUAAAACAUGAUAUAUUGUCUUGUUCAAAUCUCUCAGACUACUUAAAAAAGUUUAAAUGAAGGAGUAAAUAAAGUGCAAUCCGAAUAACAGUCAGGAUCCAUUAUUCUGGCUAGGGAUGUCGUCACAUACAAGGAAUUUAGUUCUGAACGUUGGUGAGUAAAGCAAUUUCUGUUGUUCAGCGGGAAAGAUGUUAAAUUCCUUGUGAACCCACAGCGGCCAAACCACUCAAUGACAAUACAGGCAAGAUACAGCUUUUAUUUAAAGACUAUACGCAUAUAUACAGAUAAAAUACAAGUUUGUGUGGCAGUGCAAACGGUAUUCUACAAGAUGUAGAUGUGAUGUGUGUAAUGAAUGCAUAUGAAAUUAGAAACGAUAACGAUAACUUUGAUGAUUCUGGUUAGCUGAUCCAUGCUGAAUCGACCCAUGUCUGCCAUAUCAUAAAGGGGUGUGAAUACUGUUUUAUGGAUCUCAUGUUCUGCACUCACUGGCACUAGAAGUCUGUGUGAUUGAAUCCCCCAUCUCAGCCAUGCGCUGUCGUCACUGUGCUCAUGGUGUGCACUCCUUGCGCGAAUGAGGAAAUGAUCGGAGUUUACUGUAAUCUGAGUUCAACAGCACAUGUAUUUCCCCGUGCUCAAGUUAUUCCUUCAAAACGCAGAAUGACAACUCGUUGUAGAGGUAUAUGCCUGGUGGUGGUGUGUCUGAGUGGGAUUAGAGCUGCAGAAAGCCUGACCUGUACAGUUCACCUGCUAGAGAAUGGAUCUGCUCUGUAUAAGAUCAGUGAACCAGCAGAGCCCAACUGGGAAGCUGACUGGGCUAUCGGCGGUACGAAUGUUGCCAAUGACGAAGAAUUCAACAGAACUUUAGUGGUGCAGAACACGGGAAACAGUCUUCUUCUCAAAGCCUAUCACCCCAAUACCACAUAUAUAGCGGACUACUCUAAGUGGCCUGUUAAAGUCUCCUGCAAUGGCCCUGCUUCUUCAAGUCUGAGUGAGGCUCCACAUGAUGCCAACAAGCAAAAUCGGGGAACCAAAUUGGCUGGUGGUGUCAUUGCCCUCAUUGUCAUCGCCCUCCUUGUCAUCGCCCUCCUUGUCAUCCUAUCAGUUGUCUUCUGCUGGAAGAAAAAGAAGGGAUGUUUCCGGAAGAAAGAAAAGGAGCAAGGAGAUCCUGAGGUCUCUGAGCCGCUGAAGGAUGAUGGCAUCAGUAUUGAGAUGGUGUGUACAGUGUAGAUGUUUCCAGCUGAAGGAUGGCCGCAGCAGUCAUGAGAUGGUGUGAGCCGGCUGACCCCCAUUAGUACGGUGCCAGUACCUUCCUGUCCAACCUCUCCUUCUGGUCUUUUCUUUCUGCCUUUUAUUGUUUGUCAUGUCACAUUUUGGGAAGGCUUAUGCUUAGGUACUGCAUUUAAUGUAUUCAAACUGCAAUACUUUAGUAAAAUGCUAUGCAGCGCUGCUUUGUAGGAUAGAUUAUGCACAUAGUGUUCAAUAUGAUGCAUGUUACUAGUGAGCUUUUUGUUUCCCUGCACUCAUACAGUUUCAAUCCACCAAUGACUCAUUUCAAAAGCAUUCAUCACAUCUGAUGACGUGGCUCAUUACUAAGAAGGGCUGUUUUCUUAAUACUGUAAAUGCCAUACAACAGUGGUCAAAAGCAGACAGAAGGGAGCACUAUAAGGUCAGUACACUGGAAUGGAAGGGAAGUUAUUCACGAGCAUUAAAAACCUAUUUCAUGAAUGCAAACUGCAAACUAUGAUGUUACAGAGAUGCCAGUGAGUCUCAUGUGUAAACAAAACACUGAAUAUGUAUUUCAGAUUAGCUUGUUUUUAGAAGGGAAGGGGUAAAAGUUGAAAUUACUUUGUUUGAAAAUGCAGGGAGUGUGUGUGUGUGUGUGUGUGUGUGUGUGUGUGUGUGUGUGUGUGUGUGUGUGUGUGUGUGUGUGUGUGUGUGUGUGUGUGAGUGAAGUAGCAGAAAAAGCAUUACAGAAAAUCCCCUUGGAUAAUAUUAUGAACCGUGAAGGUAGAGUGAUGACAAAAGGGUAGACAAUCUCAUAUGCUGCAAAUGUCGCCAGUCAGUCACCAGCCUUUGAGCUGUGGAAGCGUCAAAGCUGUGCCAGUGAGCACACAAUGAGUUAAUCCCUUUAGUGUAAAUCAGUACUGUUUUAAGCAAGAGAGCAUAGCAUACUAACUCUUGUUUCGCAGUUAUCAACAUGGGUAACUCCAGCUUUACUCUGGGCUUUAACAAUGAGUAAACCCUUUAGUGUAAAUCAGUUCUAUUUAUAAUCAAAAUAGAUGAGAUUAUAGUGUAAGAAAACGGUUCUGGGCAGUAUGUGCCAGGAGCACCUUUACAAGGAGUAAACUGCAGUGCUUCUUUUGUUGUUCAAAACAAUAACAUUUGCUGUAGCUUGUCAGACAUGUUUUAUAUACCCUAGCCAUAUCCAUUUGAACUGACUGUUAUGUUGUUAAUCAAGGUGUGUGAUUUUGAGCCUGUAAAAGAGAGGCUCCUAUGCUGCAUAUGUUGCCAGUCAGUCACCAGUGUUUGAGCUGUGGAAGCGUCAAAGCUGUGCCAGUGAGCACACAAUGAGUUAAACCCUUUAGUGUAAAUCAGUACUGUUUCUAACCAAGAGAGCAUAGCAUACCAGCUCUUGUUUCGCAGUUAUCAACAUAGAUAACUCCAGCUUUACUCUGGGCUUUGGAAGGAGAGACUCAAAGCUUUGUCAGUGAACACAAAACGAGUUGAACCCUGUAGUGGAAAUCAAUACCGGUUUGACCCAG